AUGACGUCAAUGUUCCACAUGAGUGACCUUGGGCUGCUUCCUUACUACCUCAAGAUUGAGGAGUGGUUGAAGCUCUGCAAUAUGAGCAUGGCACCACUAGUUGAUGCGACACACUACCGAAGCAUCGUCGGUGGUCUGCGCUAUCUGGUGUACACAUGGCUGGGCAUCACAUUCGUCGUGGGGUAUGCCAGCCAGUACAUAGAGGAUUCGUGGGAAGAUCACUACAUGGCAGUCAAGCAUCUCCUCCGCUAUGUGGCUGGUACUCGUGGCUAUGGCGUUAUUUACAAGAAGGAAGGAGGAGCCACACUAGCGCAGAUAGGGUACAACGACAGUGACAUGGGCGGUGACCUUGAUGACCGAAAGAGCACGACCGAUGUUUUCUUCCUCCUCGGCCACAGUCCCAUCUCCUGGCAAUCAAAGAAGCAGAGAGUGAUCGCACUCUCCACAUGUGAAGCAAAGUACAUAGCUGCGACUACAGCGGCUUGCCAGAGAGUUUGGCUUGCUCGGUUGCUGCAAGAGCUCACCAGCAAAGAGCUUCAAGCACUGACAUUGAUGGUGGACAACAAGUCUGUCAUCUCACUCCGUUUACCUCGAAAUUGCCAAAACUGA
Molecule: messenger RNA, 609 nt
Organism: Phragmites australis (common reed)
Lineage: Eukaryota; Viridiplantae; Streptophyta; Magnoliopsida; Poales; Poaceae
Product: secreted RxLR effector protein 161-like
Exons: 3
Coding region: 1-609 (202 amino acids)
Source: RefSeq, a predicted model, not a curated record